AUGAAAAAGGGGAAAGACUAACAAAAUUCAAGCUUUCUCAGAUACAUAAUUUUAUUGCUUGCAUGCGUCGCAUUAGUAAUUAAUAUGUGAAUACCAUAGUAUGGAAAUAUGUUUAUAUUUGAUUAGCCUGCAUUGUUAAAAGAACAAAUAAUGCAGGCCUAUAUUCCAGUAUAUGGAGAGCAAUUAACAGGCUUUUAUUUCAGUUUUAUGUACUCCUUCUAUUCCAUUCCAAAUAUCAUUUUGCCUUUAGUUGGUGGUUUUAUGAGUGAUGUAUUCGGUAAAAUAAACCUCCUAUUGUUUAAGGCUAUAGAAAAAUGUCAUUGAUCUUCAUGUUUUUUGUGAUUCUGGGUUAGGGCUUUUUAUAUUUUGGAAGUUCGGUAGCAAACCUUAAAUAUAUGAUAUUGGGUAGAUUUAUGUUUGGAUUGGGUGGGGAAUCUCUUUGUGUAGCAAGUUCAAUUAUCAUCAAUAAAUGGUUUGUGGGAAAAGAGUUGUCAUUUGCUAAUGUAAACUAUAAGUUAAGAGUAGGCAUUAAAUUUGAGUUUGAUAAGAAGUGCAACAGUGUUGGGAACUUAUAUUUCCCCAAGAAUUGCAGAAAAAUCAGGUAUGACAACAGCCUUUGGAGUGGGUUUUGGGAUUACUUUGAUUUCUGGAGCUGCACUUCUCAUCAUGAAUUUCAUUGAUUCUUAUGCGGAGAUCUUAUAAAAAAGAAAUCUAUAGAAAACUGAAGGAUUAUUGGAUAAUAGCAUUUAAGUAAUGGAUUUUGGAGAGCUUGUAAAACAAAUAUUGGAUGAUAUUAGAAUGUUCCCUAAAGUAAAAUACACAAAUGAAUCAAUUUUUAGAUUUUUUGGAUCUUGACUUUAAUAAUGACCACUUUUUAUACGUCAGUCUUAAUUUUUAUCUCCUUUUCAAGUGGCAUAAUAAUUAAAUUAUGGUUGCCUUCAGAUGCACCUAUAGAAUAAAACUAAGAAGUAGCUGGUGAAUUGAUGGGAAUACCUUAUUUGUGUUGUACAUUCCUAAGUCCUUUUGUUGGAUUGAUGGUGGACAAAGUUGGCUAAAGAAUUAAGUUUCUUGCUAUAGGAUGUGCCUUAGUAUUUUUAGGAUUGGUUUUGAUGUUGUUGUUUUAUCCUAUUUUUUGCAUGCUAACUUUGGGAUUAGCCUAUGCUCUCUUUGCCAGUACAAUAUGGACUAGCAUUGCCUUUGUUGUAAAAUAAAAAUAAUUAGUAAGAUUUGAUUAUAUAAAGGGGCACAGCAUUUGGCGUUAUGAACUCUGUUCAAAACUUCGCUUUUUUUGUGAUGCCAUUAUUCAUAGCUUUCAUUUCAGCAGAAGCAUCCUCCCAAGUAUCAGUAGUCCUAUUCUUUUUAAUACUUGCUUCUGUUUCCUUAAUUAUAGCCAUCUAUUUAUACAUAGAGGAUCAAAAUAGGCCAGGUAUUUAGAAUUCCUUAUAAUUAGUCUCAUUGAAUUCUAAUGAUCAAAAGAAGCUAAUGAAUUUUGUGAAUAACCAUAAAGAAGAAGGGGAAGAAUUUGAAGAGGAAGAAAUAAUAGAAACGAAAUGAUUAAGUGUAUAUUAAAUUUAUACAACC
Molecule: messenger RNA, 1581 nt
Organism: Paramecium octaurelia
Lineage: Eukaryota; Ciliophora; Oligohymenophorea; Peniculida; Parameciidae
Source: the annotation of a GenBank genome assembly